Messenger RNA from Vanessa tameamea, 8775 nucleotides. It is a transcript of the gene Cda5, whose product is annotated as mucin-4-like. The transcript has 17 exons. Gene Ontology annotation, cellular component: extracellular region. Bases 168 to 7490 code for a protein of 2440 amino acids. Gene Ontology annotation, biological process: carbohydrate metabolic process. Gene Ontology annotation, molecular function: hydrolase activity, acting on carbon-nitrogen (but not peptide) bonds; chitin binding. The record is from RefSeq and is a predicted model, not a curated record. Lineage: Eukaryota; Metazoa; Arthropoda; Insecta; Lepidoptera; Nymphalidae.
GCUUAAAUCCCUGACAUUUCGCUUCCGAGCCCUAACGUCCCCACUACAUACCACGGCACUUGGUAUCGCAAUCACUAACGCGCUGAACUCCCGCGCGUCGAGUCGCGCUAUGCGUCGGUGGUGAAUUUGAAUUAGUGUAGUGCAGUGUUCGUGUUCAGUGAUUUAAGAUGAAGUCUCUCAGCGCUACCGCGCUACUCACGCUAGCUGUUAUUGCAGAAUGUCUCGGGGCACAGGACCGUUCCCGGCAGCGCUCCGGUUCCUCCCGGAGCGUUCCCAAAACGGCCAACAUCAAGAGGGAUACUGACUUCGAUUGCCCCGAAGAGUUCGGCUACUACCCGCAUCCCACCGAUUGCACGCUGUAUUAUGUUUGUGUAUUCGGCGGCGCCUUGCUCGAAUCUUGUACUGGUGGCCUUAUGUACAGCCACGAGCUCCAAACUUGUGAUUGGCCGCGUAAUGUGGGCUGCGAUGCCACCGGUGCCGUGGUUGCGGAAGAUUUAGAACGCUUGAAUGAGAGGGAACCUCCAUUAUAUCCACCGAGACGCAAUCCACCGCCGCCGCCGAGAACGCAGCCCAACCCCAUAAUCACUUCCCGAGGACAACCGAAAUUCAAUCGACAAGAAUACGAACAGCAACAGCAAUUGUAUGCUGAAGUGGAUGACUUACCGCCAGUUGAAGAGAUUGAGAAUGAUAGGCAGCAGAGAGUUUAUAGAGGACAACCUUCGACAAUAGGACAAGUUCAAAAGGACAGAGAUGGCUACGGGUCCCAGGCCAUUAGUUCUGGACGAACACUUAAUUCGAACAUCAUUCCUGCUUCGAUUAAUCAAAAUAGUAAAAUUGGUUCAUUUUCAUUUGGUACUCAAGUUGACGAAAGAAGAACGGCUUCUUUAACUCAAGCGCCUCAGACGUAUAGAGGAGGUAAAUAUGAUGACGCUACUGACUCUUCUGACAGACCUAUAUACUUUUCGACUGAUACACUUAAAGUGAACGACAUAAUUACAAACACAAUAUCGAGAAAAAAAAGAGAAAUUAGAGAUCCUAUAGUAAAUGUGUCUAAAACACCGGAUGAACUAUCUAAACGCCAUGAUAAUGAUGAAGUCAUGGAAUAUAUUGAAUUCGACGAACAUUCAACUGAAGACGAGUAUGAUGAAGAAAAUUUAGAUGAAAGUGAGAGAGGAAAACGGCAAAUUAGAUUUUAUGUUAAAAAUGGACAUAAGAUACCGACGAAAAAUUGGCAAAAUGCUAAACCCUUGAAAAUUUUGAAUUUUCAGCAAUUUACAUAUAAUCCAAAUAUACAAAGUCAAAGGUUUCAGCCAAUUUACCAAACCAACAAUUAUGAUGGCAGAAAUAAUGAAAAACCUUACCUUUCAAAUAAUAAUUAUUUUACAUUAGAUAAUGCAUUUCCAACAUAUUCAAAUGACAAUAGUCAAACUGUAAGGCCAUUUAAAGCUAGUAUGCCAGACCCCUCAAAACAAACGUUUUCACAAAAUAAUGCACCUACUCAAAUAAUAACAAAAAGUCCACCAAUAUCUUCUUUAUUAAAUAAUCAAAAUCCGUUCUCUACUUUGGUUGGUGGUUUUUAUAAUAAUAUUCUAAAAGGAAAUGACAAUAGAAAUAACAAUAAUCUUCAUUCACAAUCUGUAUCACCAACUAAACAAGCAAAUCUAGUCUCCUUCCCAGAUUCGUCACUUCUUUCAAGUUCAAUUGUUACUGGUAAACCAAUCCAAGCUACUUCUUCAACGCGAGUUCUCAAUAAUUCACCAAAAACCGUAAUCAAUAAUGAAAAACCAUCUCGUAAACCAAUUCUUAUGAACAACAAUAAACCUAAAGAAAUUCAGGAACAAGAUUAUGAUGAAGAUGAUUCAAUUGAAGAAGAAGAAAACUCUUCUGAAGAAGAAGAUGAAAAUAAUGAAUAUAAUCAAAACUUCCAACCAGAUACAUCUCAUUUACCUUAUGGCUAUACGAAUCCUAGCAAUAAAUAUGCCAACAUACAAAAUCCAUUUGCCAACCCUAAUUUCAAUUUUGAUUCGUUCUUAGCAAAACUUCAAGAAAACCACUAUUCUGUAAUUGGUGUAACAACGAAGAAACCUACAAAAGAAAAAAACCCAGAAAGAGUUAUUAAUAGUAACAACAAUAAUAAUAAUAAUGUAUUUACAACUGUGGCAUACUCUGAUAGUGGACUACGUUCGUCGACCUUAAAGUAUAAAGGAAUAAGCACUCCAAAACCUUUUACAAUGCCAGCGAGUUUAAGUAACGAGGGAUCUGACCAAGGCAAUUUAAAUUUCGUCCAAAAGCAGACACAGCACUCACAUCAAGAAAAAGAUAUUCAAAGGCCUCAAAACUACCAUCAAUCUCAACAGGUUACUCAAGAUCAAAAUUAUAAUAGACAAACACAAAAAGGCGCGGGUUUUCCUUUGGAAUCUUUGAAACCAAGGUUAAAGCCACCUAACUUCAAUGAUGAUCGUCAACUUCCCAUAAGUCACAGUUUUAAUGCCGCGAUAAAAAGUACUAUGCAGCCUACGAGGCAAACAGAUCUAUCUCAGUAUUUACAAUCGGUUACACAAAAACCUUAUACAAUAAUAUCGGGCACUGGAUCGCCUAUAGCAUUUUCCACUCCAAAUAAUUAUAAUAUUGUAACCCUUCAAACCAAUUUGUCGAGUAGAAAACCUUAUAUAACAUCAACUAUCUCGCCAAUGAAUGGGCUAAUAUUAUCAUUUUCCCAGUCAACUCCAAAUCCUCUGUCUAACAUAGCUAAUCAACAUCUUUCUACUUUACAACAGUUCUGGAACAAUCCUUCAACCGAUAUUUCGGUCCCAAAAAUAACGCUUAGUAGACCUAAUCCAGUAACGGAAACUCCUAAUACCGGUUACAAAUCUCUACCAAUACAAAUUUCAACUCAGAUGGUUAAUAAAAAUGUUUUAUCUACGAACACAACGAAUGAGCCGCCCAAACGAAAACCUAUACCAAAACCUUCACCGGAAAUGAAUGAUUAUUAUUACGACGAAGAAGAUGAACAAUACUAUUAUGAACCAGUUGUUAAACCUAAAUAUAUGCCUAGUUCUGAAAUAAAACCCCAGCGACCUCCAAUGGCACAAAAUUAUCAAGAAUACGAAGACACAUCGUAUGAUGAGGAUACAAAUCAACGUUUUAAGCCCGAAAACUCUACAAAACCUAAUAAAUAUUAUCCAUUUAAACAGGAAGCUGUAACUAAGAAUCAUAAUGAUGUAUCCGUUGUUACUAAAACGCCAUACAAACAAUCUUAUAAAAAUGUAAAUGGAAAAAUUCCAGUGCCUGUAAUGAUGGAUUUAGUAAAUUUCUCUGAUUCAAUGUCCGAGCAUCCCGAGGUUUCUGGUUAUCGAGUUGUUCAUAAUAAUCCUCGUAAUAGAACUGUUCAUUUAAGAAAACCCAUUCGAACCGACAAUAGACCAAACACAGUGAGACCUCCUAAAUAUCUGAAUCACACAACUUUGCGUCCAUAUACAUUAAGGCAUAGAUUAGCUAAGCCAACUACCGAAAAAAAUCAAAAUGACCUAGACGAAGAAAAUAAAAAGAAUAGGGGGAGAGUGCGACAUCAUAAUAUAGUAGCACAGAUGCUAUUUACCACACCUCGAGACAGCUACAAACAAGAGACUCGUUUUACAAAGACUAAUCAUGACGAUAGAACUAACAGAUUGGAACCUACAGAAAGUAUUACACCUACUUCGUAUACUGCAACCCCGCGGCCUAAAAUGUUGUACAAUGGUUCUCAAACUUACAGUCCCGAUCAGUAUGAUCCUUAUUACGCUGUUUACGAUGAAGAUGGUGAAUUGUACAAGGACACAGACUAUGUGCAGCACUAUAAUACGGCUUCGCUUCGACCAGCUGUCCAGCAGACGUAUCGUGGCACACCACCGCCAGUUCGCCGACCUGUCGAAACUUACUCGCCAAGACCAGUUUCUCCUGAUGACUAUGAUGACGCUCUUAUUCAAGGACAGAUAAGCAACCAGAAUCAAUACCAGUCCUCCGUUCGACAACCGGCAAGGGGCGAAGGUAACGAAUUGGGCUAUGAUCAUAUUCCAAGCAGCGUGAGGACGACUGUUUAUGAAGCAACUUCCCUACGCACUACUCCUUCUACAACUAGCACAAGCACUACUACUACUACUACUACUACCACUACUACCACAACCACACGACGUCCAACAACUGCACCCUACACCGAAGCUAUGACCCCGACUCGAUAUACUCCAAGAUCAUCAAGCGAUGAAAAUCGUAUUCGCGUUCCCGUUUCCACAUCAACCGAAAAAUCUCUUAACGAGCCCACACCACUAAUUCCUUCUACAAAUUCACCUAUUAUAAACUUCUCAUCCCUCGCUAAACCUUUUGAAAGGACAGACAACUCAUAUAGGUUAGACGAACCAUCGACAGAAAAAUUACCGACUCGUAGACUGACUUCACGUGUGACUAACAGCAAUCGUAGGGAUAAUGUUAAGAUAGAACAAGAUAAUUCAAAUGAAAAGACUAAAAAAAUGUUUUCGCUAUCGACUGGUUUUUCGUUCCGUCGGAAUGUUAAUAAUACUAAAAAUCCUUAUACAUUAACUCUAAUUUCAAAACCUUUCGAUGAGUAUUCAACGUCAAGAACAAAAAAUAAUCGCAUUAAUAACAAUAAAAAACAACAUAUACAAAGAUUUCAUUAUGACACAAGUAAUGAUGGUAACUCUGAAAAACAUAAGAAGAUAAUAGCCACUUAUGAUGAUAGUUCAACAUUACGUCGAAAAGACAUUAGUUCGGAAGCAAACAAUAACGACGACGAUAUUUCUAUUUAUUCGACACCUUCCGUACAAAAAUUUACAUCAAGAACUAGAAUUCGUACAAGUACUACUCCAACUACGGUAGAUACAAAAUAUUACUUAAAAACUAUUUUAAAACGUCCUGUCAGUAAUGACGAUUCUACAGAAAAUUCUAUAAAUACAGAAGCUCUUUUAGAAAGAAAUUCACACAAUGUAACUGACGAUCAUGAUCUUAAUUUAAAUGCUUAUCCCGUCGAGGAAUCAGAUAAUUGGAAACAAAUUGAUUUCAGUGAUAACUAUAAUGAACCUAUUAUAUCACCAUAUAAAACUUUAGAUAAUCUUAGAUAUACUGAACGUGUUCCAUCAGAAAACGUUAGGCAAGAUAUUGAUGCCAUGUCAACUAUAUCCAGUACAACGAAGCGUUAUUUUUCAACUACACCUAAAUUAGAUACUUUCGAACAAUCUAAACCAAAUUUAUCUAGAAAACCCUCUUAUUAUCUUUACCAUGUAGAAGACGAAGUUAUGGCCGAUCAGACUACUGAAGUACUUAAUGGUAAGGUCAAAAGUGUCAUUAAAAGCUUUAUAAGUAACUUUCCAAGUUCAUCUACCUCAAGACAUGUAGAGUAUACGUCUACAACACCCCAAACCGAUGACAAAGUUAUUAAUAUAGAAUCUCAAAGGAUAAAACAUUUUCCUGUCGAACAACCAUUCCGUAGCCACUUACAACAAUUAAAAGUUAUAACAGAAUCAAACAUGAUUCGGUACGUUUCACCUACUGGUGAGACAAUUACUUUUACUGGGCCAAACAGAGACACAAACAACGAUUAUUCCUCAUCAACAAUGCCUACUAUAUAUUCAACAAGCCAAAGGCCUUUAGUUGACAUUGAAACGGAAGCUGGGUUGAUAGAUACGGUUCCGAGCCCUGAUUAUGUAUCGGAAAAAGGUAUUUAUCAAUCUAAAUUCAGUACUUUUGCAAAAGGUAAGUCAGACAUAGAAAAGUCGAGAAAAUAUCAAAGUAUCAUUAACAUUGAGGAAUCACCUAAUGAUAAUAUUAAAAUUAAGAGUCACGAAAACACUGAUAAUAUUGAUGUAACACCAAUAGUUGUAGUGAGCUCUGAAAACGUUAAAGCACAGACUGAAACUGAACAUCCACGACUAGUAAAUGACUAUAUAAGUGACAUUGCUUCAACUACUAGUACUACUAAAUCGACUACUACUUUGAAAGCUGUAACAGAAACAAAACCGACGACUAAAAGCGUAUCCUUUCCAACUCGUGCCUCUCGAAUCAACCCUGCCAUAAAGUUAGCUGCGGCAAAUCUUGGAGGUGGGCGCAGGAGUUACCAAUCGUCGUCCAAUUGUUCAUCAGAUAACAGUCUGCAAGUGAAUCCAAAAUGCAACGAAAUCAAAUAUCAGAGACCAAACACCAGCACACGAGGUCGAGGUUCUGCUCAUUAUUCAACUUCGGGUGCAUCUGAUUCGGCACAACAGACACCUAACAGAGGAACACCCCCAACUCGCAGUCGACCAACUUUGAAACCAUCAACUGCUAUAGUAGCUAAGGUAGCAGAAGUGGAUAUUUACACUAAUCCUCCGAGUCGACCAGCUCCAGUGUAUCCUCAACCUACACCUGAUAAAACAGCAGCUAAAUGCAGAAAAGAUGUCUGUCUCUUGCCUGACUGUUUUUGCGGAGGAAAGGAUAUCCCUGGCGAAUUACCGGUGGAUAAGAUCCCGCAAAUUGUUCUGCUGACGUUUGACGACUCUGUUAAUGACUUGAAUAAGGGACUCUACGCUGACUUAUUUGAGAAAGGUCGCGUUAACCCUAACGGGUGUCCUAUUUCUGCUACAUUUUACGUAUCACACGAAUGGACGGAUUACAGUCAAGUACAAAACUUGUAUUCAGCUGGACAUGAGAUGGCAUCACACACAGUUUCUCAUAGUUUUGGAGAGCAAUUUUCUCAAAAGAAAUGGAAUAGAGAAAUUGGUGGUCAAAGAGAAAUUUUAGCCGCUUACGGUGGUGUAAAGCUUGAAGACGUAAGAGGCAUGAGGGCUCCAUUCUUGUCUGUCGGAGGCAACAAGAUGUUUAAAAUGUUGUACGAUUCAAACUUUACUUAUGAUUCAUCACUUCCCGUGUAUGAGAAUAAACCGCCGAGCUGGCCUUACACUUUGGACUAUAAACUAUUCCACGACUGCAUGAUACCACCAUGCCCGACUAAAUCUUAUCCAGGUGUAUGGGAAGUCCCCAUGGUGAUGUGGCAAGACCUUAAUGGUGGUCGUUGCUCUAUGGGAGAUGCCUGUGCCAACCCUCCAGAUUCGGACGGCGUAUACAAAAUGAUCUUAAAGAAUUUCGACAGGCAUUACACAAGUAACAGGGCUCCGUUUGGUCUAUUUUACCAUGCAGCUUGGUUUACUCAACCGCACCACAAAGAAGGAUUCAUUAAAUUCUUGGACUUUAUAAAUCAAAUGUCAGAUGUAUGGAUCGUCACCAAUUGGCAAGCUUUACAAUGGGUCCGCGAUCCGACUCCAAUAUCGAGAAUGAACAACUUCCAACCUUUCCAGUGCAACUACCAGGAUCGACCUAAAAAAUGUAACAAUCCGAAAGUGUGUAACCUUUGGCACAAAUCCGGAGUAAGGUACAUGAGGACGUGUCAACCGUGUCCAGAAAUAUACCCUUGGACUGGCAAAACUGGAAUAAGAUCAUCACGCAUCGACAAUGACAUCGAAGAAUAAAUAUUCCUACCAAUUAAGUAGUUACAAAACUAAUAAUAUCCAUCCUGAGUAAUGAUCCAUUAGUAUUUGCUUUUUAUUUGUAAGCCAACGAGGCAAGGAUCGCUCUAGUAAAUUAUUGUCAAUAGAAAUUGUUUUGUCACCAACUAGUAAGUGCCAUUUAGAUUAGAUGGUCACAAAGCAAAAAUUGUAAAUUCUACACGAUUUCAUCAUAGUUGAAAUAGAGUUUUGAUUAUUUUAUAAUAAAUUACAUUUCGUUCCGUUUUAGAUAAAGUUGUAAUGUAUUGGAAACUGUGAUAUUAUGUGUUUUCAACCGUUUAGAAAGAAAAAUGCAUCCAACAUUAUUAGUAACUUUAUUUAAUUACUUCGUCGGUGUUACGAUAUUUUGCUUUAUAUAGUGUUCUUGUAAUAAUUUAUAAAUUAGGUCUUUUCAUUUACUUAUAUUGGAAUGGAAUAUACAGUAGGCGUAAGAAUUUUAUAUGAAAUCACAAAGUUACUCAAAUAGCAAUGAGAUUAACUGCGAUAUUGUUAUCAGUUCAACAAUUAUUGAAAUCAUCUUCAUUUAACAUUUUGACAGAUUAUAAUUUUUAAUGUGAGCCAUAUUAAAAUUUAGAAAUACUUCUCCUAUCUUGCCAGCGUUGUGGUUAACACUGCCUUUUUAUACAAUUGUAAAUAUAGUUAGUGCUUUGUGUUAAGUGUUAGGUUAAGACUGUGUGAAUUGUAAGCGCUUCAAAAUAAUGGAAAUUGACAUAAACGUGUGUUUUGUGUUCGGACAAGGCGAAUUUUCGGCGUAUAAAUAAAGCGUCCCGUGAACGUCUGUCUACAUCGCAUUUGUGAUGAAGCACAUGUUAAUGUGAUCGCUAUUUUCAUUUAGAAAGUAUAAAAAUCUUACUAUUAUUGGAACUUUGUGAAAAAAUCGUUUGUUUUUUAGGUUUCAUUUAUUUUAGAUAUUAUUUUUAUCGCAGUGUAUAAUUCAAUGCACAUUAGGUGCUGCUAAAUUAAUAGUAGCGCUUACAGAGUAUAUUUAAAAAAUUGCAAUAUUUAUAAGUCCUAUUAUUGUAAAUAUAGAUAUAGUAUUUAAAAUUGGUAGUUCCAUUCUUAUGCGAAUUGUGUUUGAUAAAUAUUUUGAAUUAUUUUUUAUCGGCUUUUUGAUGUAUGUCGUUUGUGAUGUUUGAUACUGGGACCCGUUCUUUUCUACCAGAUGUACUUUUUGUAUUCAUUCAGGUAAUUUUAUUACUUCGAUAUGUAAUGAACGCAAGAUGUGCAGCUUAAUAAAAUGAUAUGAUUA